AAAGGACUAAAANAAAGAAAUUUCGUCCCAUGAAUAUGCAUCGAUCAGUCAACAUACAGAACUCACUCCCCGAUGAUAUUGCCCUCAAAAUAGCUUCAUCCCUUCAGGUUAUCGAUUUGUGUUCUUUGGGAAGCUGUUCAAGGUUUUGGAGAGAUUUGUGUGGUUCUGAUUGCGUGUGGGAGGCUCUAUCCAAAGAGAGGUGGCCUCAAUUUACUUCUCAUCAGGAAAUUGACUCCAAUUCAAAGGGAUGGAAGGGUUUUUACAUAAGCAAACACAAUGAGAUGGCCGGAAAAGCAGCCUCCAUAGCAAGUUUCGUGGAAAGAGCUCUGGCUUACGAGUCAAUUGAGGUCGGAAAUUAUUUGAAAGCAAUCGAGCUACUAAAUUCACUUCAGUUUGGGUUUGAAGACAUUCAAAUGUUCUUUCUUAAACCUCAGCUGAACGUGCUUCUGAACUUGGUCGGCUUGCACUACUGCAUCAUAUGGCUUGAUGUGCCGGCAGAGUAUGUGAUAGAAGCACUAAAUAGCAGCAAGGUCUCGGAAAGAGAAGUGUGUGUCCAGUGGUGGAAGCUCGGCCGGUGGUUUUACGGUUUUCGUUUGCGAGACGAGUUUCAUUCAAGAAACUCGUCUUUAGAAGCUAUUGCAGUUUGUAAUGAAGAAGUGCUUGGGGUGCUCAAACGUGGGGCCGUGCACGAGGUCAUUCGUGUUCAGAUAUCGGCUGCUAAGCCGACUCACAAAUCCUGGUCUUGCCAAGUUGCCCAAGUUUGAAGAAAUUCAAUGGGUUCAAUGUCUCAACUGUGGAUGUAUAUAUAAGUGUGUGAAGUGUUUGUUGUGAUUGAAUUUGUUUUGUGAAUAUAAUGUUGUAAGGGAAGUGUUUUCCUCAUUUGACAUGGGUUGUGUAAAUAAAUGGAACUUGUUUUGGUCAAGACAUCAUAUGUAAAAAAACCAAAUGUUGUUAAAGGCUAUGUUUGGUAAAACUGGUUGAUAAGUUAGCUUAUAGCUUAUUUAGUUAGCUUAUAUGAUAAAAGUGUU
Messenger RNA from Striga asiatica, 1028 nucleotides. The record is from the annotation of a GenBank genome assembly. NCBI's taxonomy places the organism in Eukaryota, Viridiplantae, Streptophyta, Magnoliopsida, Lamiales, Orobanchaceae.